Molecule: messenger RNA, 2096 nt
Organism: Helicoverpa zea (corn earworm)
Lineage: Eukaryota; Metazoa; Arthropoda; Insecta; Lepidoptera; Noctuidae
Product: killer cell lectin-like receptor subfamily B member 1A
Exons: 6
Coding region: 172-1122 (316 amino acids)
Source: RefSeq, a predicted model, not a curated record
UGUAAACAUCCUGAUUAAAUCGUGCAGAAAAUAUUUUAUGGAGCAGAAUUAAUGUUUACAGUUUAUUAUCUUUGCCCAUGUUUUUAUCAAUUUCCUCCAAAAAUGGUAUAUAAAAGCUCGUUAUUGUAAGUUGUACAAUAUAAUUCCUGCAGUACCCGUGCAGCCACUGACAUGUUGACGAUAUAUCUAGUUUGUUUGUCAUACUUGCUGAUUGCAGCUGACAGCCAGCUCUGCAAGCCGCAGUACUUGUUCAGCACCGAAGCAGAGGGCUGGCUGAAGCUGCACACGUUCCCCGCUUCUUGGGAGAAAGCUCUCCGGAAAUGCACCUACGAAGGCGCAGUGUUAGCGUCUCCACUAGACGCGGGGCUAGUGAAUGCUAUUCGCUCAACAAUGGCUCAAAACGGAGUUAACGGUCCGAUCUUCCUGGGAACACAUAACUUGCACUCUGGUCAUCACUUUGUUUCUGUGGAAGGAGUGCCGUUGUCUAACAUGAAAAUAAACUGUGCUCUACAAACUAGCCCAGAUGUAUCAGGGCUCUGCUUGACUACGACCGUCAAUGGACCCUCACAAUACAUGAAUGUCACUUCAUGCAAGGACUCGCUUCCCUACAUAUGCUAUAGGAAGCUCGAUAACAGAACCAUGAACAAAUGUGGCACCUUUGACGACGCAUACCACCUCAACAAGCAGACAGGUAGCUGCUACAAGGUCCAUCAUAAGAAGGCGACUUGGCACAAUGCAUAUGAGAUAUGCGCUGCUGAGGGAGGCCACUUGGUCGUCAUCGAUGAUAAGGAAGAGGCUCUCGUCAUCAAAAACAUGUUCCCUACUCCCCCUGAUGGCAAGGUUGACAAGUGGGAUGCAUUCUUUAUCGGCUUGUUUGCAUAUGGCGAUCCACUUGACUGGAUUACAGUUAAUGGCGAUAGACUAGACGAUGUGUAUAACUAUUGGGAACCUGGCCAGCCAGAAAACACGGGACGCGUCGCAAGUAUAAUCCGAUCUGGUAAUUUAGACGACAUCAACAGUGACAAAAAGCUCAUGUUCAUCUGCGAGAAGUCGCCUACAGCGUUACUGUUCGAGCCCUCACCAGUAAAGUACUCUGAAAAUGGACGAUAUGUGAAAUGUUAAAAGCGUCAUACUUGUAUUUAUUCAUUAUCCACUCUAACGUCCGUGGAUAGUACAGUAUCCAAGAAAAAAGUAGCGUCAUACGCCCAUGGAUACUAUAGUAUCCAAAGCGACGAGUUGUGUUUAACUCCAUCUAUUUUAAAAUACGGUAUUAUUUGUUGAGUUUUGACAGAUUAUCUAUAUAGCUGAUGAAAUAGUUCGACGAAAAAAUAAGAGAUGGUAGUGUAACAAGCUAUUGACAAAAAAAAAAAAAAAUUAAGUUCAGUUGACGCGUUUGACGUUCGUUUCGUUAAGUGUUUUUAUAAGUGUCAACUAUUAUGUCGUUUUGUUUUAUUUAUUUUACAAGUGUUAUACAUCAAAAUAAACUAGAAGAUUUGGGCUUUACGAUGAUGUUUAAAUAUCACAGUUUUACCUGAUAAAUCUAGUCUAAUUUUAACUUCAAACGAUUGUUGUUUCGAAAAAAGUCCGGUAAAGGUCAUAGGCCAAUCUUAGUUUUGUUUAUACAUAUUUUACAAACUUUGCAUUAAAAUAUUAUAUUUAAUAUCGUAAUAAGCAAAAUAAUACAUUUUUCAAACAGAAAUAUACUAAAUUCAUUGAAAAUUUCGUAAUAGCCUUCUCGAGCGCGGGAGACAUCGCGGUAAAAUUACGAAGAGUAGUGUUUUGUUUCGAUUUAAUUAAAAUACUUAGAAUUAACCGAAUAUAAUCAAAUAUACAUCAGAAGAAAGGGUAAUAAGCCUAGUUUGUUCUGAAAAUAUUUUAUUGAUAAAAUAUGCAACAGUUGUCCCUUAUAUUUUAAAAUGGUAGAAAUAAAUGUGUUUUUUUCUCCUUAAAAUCAUGUUUAACCCGGAUUUUAGUAUCAAAGAUUAUAACUAACGAUUUUAAAAUAUCAUUAACUUUGAUCUGUAUUCUUUAACCAUUUUUUUCGUAUUUUUUUCUUUAUUUUAGCCAUUACGGUUCAGUAGCUGUAUAGGUUUUUU